Messenger RNA from Papaver somniferum (opium poppy), 2840 nucleotides. Its product is annotated as glutamate receptor 2.7-like. NCBI's taxonomy places the organism in Eukaryota, Viridiplantae, Streptophyta, Magnoliopsida, Ranunculales, Papaveraceae. Gene Ontology annotation, cellular component: plasma membrane. The coding region runs from base 72 to 2723 and encodes 883 amino acids. The record is from RefSeq and is a predicted model, not a curated record. Gene Ontology annotation, molecular function: ligand-gated monoatomic ion channel activity; signaling receptor activity. The transcript has 5 exons.
ACCUUUAAUAUUUCUUAUGUGGAAGCUGAUAAAUAUGAAGAAAGCAAAUCAAAACAUCGGGGUACAUUUUAAUGUCAUUUUUCAUUUUUGUAACAAUGAAAAAAUUAUGUCGAUCUCUCAUCUUUCUAUUCUUCUGUCUUCCACUCUCCUUUGUCGAAACUCAAAACAAUGGGGUCAGAGAUGGCAAAGCCAUUUUUCAUGUCGGGGUGAUUCUCGAUUUGACUUCCACUAUCGGGAAUGUUACUGAUGCAUGCAUUUCUAUAGCAAUUUCCAAUUUCUACAAAAUUCAUCCUAACCAAAAUACGAUGGUAGUUACUCAUAUUCGGGAUUCGAAAGGUGAUCCUAUAACUGCGACCACUGCAGCCUUAGAUUUGAUAAACACUUUCGGGGUGAAAGCAAUAAUAGGCCUAGAAUCAUCGGUAGGAGGAGAAUUUGUUGCAUAUAUUGGUAGCAAAGAUCAUGUACCAAUCCUCUCCUUCUCGCCAACGCACUCAUUCAUUUCUCCCUCUCAAGUUCCUUACUUCGUUAGAGUUGCCCAGAAUGACUCAUCACAAGUAAAGGCUGUUGCAUCCAUCAUUCAAGCAUACAAGUUGAAGGAAUUAUCUAUAAUUCAUGAUGAUAGCCAACUUGGGUCUGCUCUAGUACCAUCCCUUACCGUUGCUCUUUUUGACGUUGGUGCUCAUGUAUGUAACAGAACAAUCCUACCGAGCAUGGCAAAUGCGACGAUAGUUAACAAUAGCUUGCUUGAGUUAAAAAGCAUGAGAUCCAAGGUCUUCAUUGUUCAUACGUCACCCUCUUUAGCUGCCACUUUCUUUUUAAAUGUUCAAAAGCAGGGAAUGAUGGAUGACGGGUAUGUGUGGAUUAUCACGACUGCCAUUGCUGAUGUUCUUUCCUAUAUGAAUCCUUCUGUUUUACGCUCGAUGAAUGGUGUUAUCGGUGUUAAAACAUACGUGCCAGAAUCCAAGUCCCUUGGAAAGUUUAGUAUUCAAUUCCAAAAGCGUUUUAAGCAGGAUCAUCCAAAAUUAUAUAUAUCACAGCCCAGCAUACAUGCACUGUGGGCAUAUGAUGUAAUGUUUCUGAUGGCAAUGGUAGCUAACAAAGUUCAGCCGCAUUUUAACGAUAAAAACUCUUCAUCAUCACCACCGGCAAAUAAGAAAGGAAAUCGAAAUGUGCCUGAUUUGUUUGACAGUGGUGUCUCUCCUAUGGGUUCGAAAAUCUUGCAAAUAAUUCAAGCGGAAAAUUUCGUGGGGCUCAGUGGUGAGAUUGAAUUUAUAGACGGGCAGUUAAAUUCUAAUACUUAUAGAAUUGUUAACGUGCUUAACAAAAGAGAUCGAACGAUAGGGUAUUGGACACCAAAUGUUGGCUUUUCAAAAGGCCUUGAUAAAAAUAAAAUGCAAAAAAACUAUUCAACAGAUGAGUGUGACCUUGCUAGUGUAACAUGGCCAGGAGGAUCCAAAGCAACUCCAAAAGCUAUGACCCUGACUAUUGGAGUCCCGUAUAAAACAGGAUUUUUGGAAUUCAUGAAUGUCAGCCGUGAUAAGAAGACUGACCCGUGGAACGUAACUGGCUUUUCAAAAGAUGUGUUUGAAAACGUGAUGCAGGGAUUGACAUAUGAAUACAAUUACGUCCCGUAUGAGAUAAAUGGAGUUUCAGCAGGAGAUUACGAUAAUCUAAGUUAUUGUGUCUACACAAAGCAAUUUGAUGCCGUCGUGGGAGAUGUGACUAUCAUUUCUAGCAGAUCAAAAUAUGUGGAGUUUAGUCAGCCAUAUUCAGAUUCUGGAGUUCGCAUGAUAAUACGAAGAACCGACGAAAGCUUUACCAAUGAUAGCUGGUGGUUUUUAUGGCCCUGGACAAAGGAUCUUUGGUUUACAACCAUCGCAUUCUUCCUGUCGACUGGGUUUGCUGUUUGGAUAUUCGAAAGAGGCAAAAACCCUGAAUUCCAAGGACCAUUAUCACAGCAGUUGGGGAAAUAUCUUUCCUUUAGCUUUUCAAUUUCGGUUUUCGCGCACAAAGAAAAACUUGAGAGCAACUACUCUAGAUUCAUAGUGAGUUUGUGGAGCUUUGCAGUAUACAUUCUGAUGGGAUGCUUUAUUGCAAAUCUAACAGCAUCAUUAACGAUGAAGAAUCUUCAAGUAGGAACUGUUACUGGAUCCGUUGGGUACCAAAGUGGAUCAUUUGUACCGGGACUCUUGAAAGAUCUAGGAUAUUCAAAGCUCGUCGAACUCUCUACGAUAGAGGAGUAUGCCAGUGCUCUAAAAGAUGGAAGGGUUUCUGCAAUCUACGAUGAGAUACCUUAUAUUAAAGUCUUCCUUGAACGUUACUGCGAUGAGUUCACAGUUACUGGACCUACAUAUCCAGCAGGCGGUUUCGGCUUUGUGUUUCCACUUGACUCUCCACUGGUAUCCUAUGUUUCUCAUAAAGUGUUGGAGUUUGCAGAGGCAAAUAAGACGAAAGGUGUUGCAAGAAAAUGGUUUGAUAGCGACUCAUGUUAUGAUACUUCCCAGAAGAAUAAUACAGCAUCGAGCCAGCCGCUUCGUCUUUAUAGCUUCAGAAGUGUCUUCAUCACUAUGGGGGUUGCAUCAGCCCUAACUCUCUGCAUGUUCUUUGCUUCUGAUUUGGUGUAUAAGAGUGCCAGAAAAAAUGGCAGUAUAUCUGACAAUCCCACGGAUAGAACAAGAGUCGUGAUAGACCAAAUUCAUGAACAAGAGUCAUAUGCGUCGUAACCAAUGCCUUGUUUUUGUGUCGUAUGUUCUUGUAUAUAGUUUACUUCACAAUUAAGUAAUAUAAGUGCAAUUAAUUGUGCUCGUUGAAAAUACAGGGAAAAGCACGAAUUUGCUAGA